Molecule: messenger RNA, 629 nt
Organism: Lobosporangium transversale
Lineage: Eukaryota; Fungi; Mortierellomycota; Mortierellomycetes; Mortierellales; Mortierellaceae
Exons: 1
Coding region: 215-562 (115 amino acids)
Molecular function (GO): nucleic acid binding
Source: RefSeq, a predicted model, not a curated record
CAUAUUGCAUGGUUAAAAGGUCGGCUUGAUGAAAACCCUGACCCAACUGUCAUCAGUCUUCAAGUCCCCUCAAUGAGGCUUUUCGCUUCGAUCCGUCUAUGUCCUUAACUGCCGUCAACAGAGCGGUUAGUAAACAAGCAGGCUACACGGUCAAAUUAUUGCGCUAUGAACCUGAGGAUUAUAAUAGCCCAAAGAGGAUUACUGAUCGUGUCCUAUGGAGUUGUCGCCUCAGAAGUACGCUUGGAUGCCUUCAAUACUCAGACUUUCCAAGCCUUCCCGACCUCAAGAGUCAUCAUCAUGGAUAAUGCGACUUUCCAAACAUCACAGGAUGUACAAGAUGACAUCAAAUAAACACACUGACCUGCGGCUGCCUCCCUACACCCUUCAGCUAAAUGCAGCCGAAUGGGUCUUUGGAAAGAUCAAGACGCAUGUACGACCCCAAGAUCUUCAUGACUGGGAAACAUUAACAGAUCACAUCAAUAACAGCAUUCUAAGUAUUACAUCCGGAAUGUGUUGGUGGAUCCGUGAGGCUGCAGAGGUAAACCCUUGGGUUGCUUUCUAGUCUACACCUACCAAACAUCAAAUAAAAAAAAUCUACCACAUGUUUAUGAGAUUGAUAGAGGCACAUU